AGAUUUAAAGUCGCAGGCGCCCAUUGGAGGAGGUGUCCCCAGUGGAGUGCUAAGCUAACAAGCUAACAGGCUAACACGCGGCCUGGGAAACAUCUGUGAAUCUCCUUCUUCCGCCCUCACCUGGCCACUGAAGCCCGCCGGCUCGAGCUCCCGCGGUCCGGUGCAGACGCCGCUCUCCGUCCCUCGCCCUAGGCGCGGAUGGGAACUCGUUUUCAAGAGGUAACCAGCCAGCGGUCCGGUUAAUAAAAAUGGAGGAUGAUGAGGUUGCAGAGAGCUGGGAAGAGGCAGCGGACAGCGGGGAAAUAGAGAGAAGGCUUGAAGCUAAACUGAAAAUAAAUCAGGAAGCAAAGAAGUCCAGCUUGGGCUCAAGUGUUUCACUUGUGCAAACUGCAAUGGUUAUUCAAGAUGACUCUCUGCCGGCAGCACCCCCCCCACAAAUCAGAAUCUUAAAGCGUCCUACAAAUAACGGUGCCGUUGCAGCGUCCUCAUCCCGUCCCUCCCAGCAGAUGAAGUCUUUGGCCCAGAGGGAGGCAGAAUAUGCAGAAGCCAGGAAAAGGAUUUUAGGUAGUGCUUCUUCAGAUGAAAUGCCUCAGGAUAAUCCAUGCCACGACAGGCCAGCUCGUUUGACUGCGCAGCAACCAUCAGAACCAGUUCCUCCACACAAUCAAGUGGUCCGCCAGCCCACUGGCCCAGAUGGCACCUCAGGCUUUCGACUCUGCAGAUAAACUGAAGCUACCUGCUGCAAGGAAACGUCUGUCUCUCUGAGAGGCUGCAAAGGGUGUGGUAUGAAGAGCAGAGUGGUGGAACGACAUAAAAUUUGACAGAUGUUACAAAUAUGAAGACGUAGCAUGGAUUGUGACGAACUUCUCCACCCUCUCUCUACUCUGCUUACAGGCAUGGUCUUUGCCUUUCACCUUGUCUUUUCCCUCUGUGGAACAUUGCAAGGGGCUGGCAGAGAUCAGCCAAAGAUCCGAAACCUCCUAUGUUCCACGCUGAACAGGUUUUUGCCUCACAUCCCUACACACUGUGAUACUUCGAUGUACCAUGAGGUGCCCUAUGAUUUUAGGUCUGAUCGGCCGGCAGAGUGCCAGGGCAUCAGGCAUCUGUCUCUUCAGGGAUAAUAAAGAGAGCUUGUGAAUCUAUGGGAAUUCCCUGGAGACAUGAAAAUGAACGAGCUGGCCGUGUCACUGGUGGAUUGUGGAUCAUGGCUGGGUGUCCACUGGGAAGCUUGAUUCAGUGAAAAUUAAGUGCUUCACAGUGCCGAGGGUUUGCUGUGUGUUCAGCACCUUGAGUACGAGUUGACAGAAAUUCGUAAUGAUUCAGCUUUUUGCGUAAAAGUGCUCUGUGCUCAAAAGUGUGUUUCAAUACUGUAGUGGCCCAGACCAGCACUUUCCACAAUCCACAGGCCUGUCUUUGGCACUGGUGGCUAUUAAAGAAAUGCCCAGUGGGCUCACAGCCUGUGGCCAAAGAUUAUACAUCAGAAGGACAGAGUGUCACUAAAUCUAAGCUUGUUCAAGCAAUAAUAUUCCUGAAAUUUUUCCCUAGAUUAUUACUUUUUGUUUGUUUUUACAUAUUGACAAAUUGCCUGUGCUGUUUUUUUUUUGUUUUAAUCAGUUUACAUUGUUUGGUUAGUUUGCAUUUUUUUCCUGAGUAAUAGUAGGAUUAAAUCAGGACAUCCAUAGUGUGUAACAGAAUAGAUGAUGUAGCCUGUGUAGGAAACCUCGCUGGUGGUAUCAUUAUUAAAGUCGUCAAAUUGGGAAAAAGUCAGACCUAUCCCUGUAUUGAAAUCUUAAGUGGUUAUGCAUCAGUGUCCCUGUUUGUGUUGCCUCACUGAUUCAAAUUGGUUAUAGCCUUUUUUCCUACUCUUUCUACAGAUGUUAGAUCUUAAAAUCAACUGCAAUUCAUCUGUUUAGCAAAGAAGACUUGAGGCUUAUUUUUCACAGGUGGCAGUUUACUGACAAAUUGUUAUCUUGGCUGACAGUUGUUCAGAAACAAACAACUUAAAUACUCAACAAGGAGGAAGAUGACAUAAACUCCCAAUAAUCCUCCUUCAAUCAGGGUCAGAGAAAUGUGUGAUUUAAAUUAUGAAAAUUAUACAAACAUACAUCUUUUAAUCUGUCUCCUCCAGAAUGAAUCCAUAUUCCACUGCCUGGUUUUACUGAAUGUUUUUCUGUGACCUGUGUUUUUUGUACACACCAGGGUUUUACAACAUUGUCUGCAUGUUUGCAACCAAUUGAAGAAAAGUUUGCAAACCAUGAAUUCAAUAAUGCAAUCAAAUAAUGAGUUAUUAAGAUGUUCACUGUAUGAACUUGCAGUUCAUUUUAGAACCUUUUGAUACUUUGCCUUAAAUAACAGUUACCCUGGAUACACUUUUCAAUUGUUGGUGCUAGUUAAUCUUUCUUUUUAUGCACACAUGAUAAGGUAAUUAUUCUGUGAAAUCCAAUGUAAUUGAGGUGAAGUUUAAAGCUGCACCAAGCUAUAGUUUUAGAUUCAUACAAAACCACUUUGUCCAAAUAUUUUCUGGUGAAUUCAUUGUUUAACAUCUUGCUUUUGUGAGCAAAUGUGCUAUGGAUCAAAUAAGAAAGUAAAGUUGGCAGAAUGUUGGAUCUCAGUAUUUAUGUUAUGAGAUGACAUCCAUUGUCCGGAUGAGUGACAUGCAAGGUUGUUACUGAUGUCUAUGGAUGCCCAUAAUAACUUUGACCAGGGAUCUGGUUCAAUUGCUGAAAAACAAGAAUUUGUAAUAAUUUCAAAUUGAGAAAGUAAAGAAAAUGUUAUCCUGUA
Paralichthys olivaceus (Japanese flounder) is the source of this 2781-nucleotide messenger RNA. RefSeq names its product SUZ RNA-binding domain-containing-like. Lineage: Eukaryota; Metazoa; Chordata; Actinopteri; Pleuronectiformes; Paralichthyidae. The record is from RefSeq and is a predicted model, not a curated record.